ACACCCCUUGGAUCGGUCCAGAGUCAAGAACUCGAGAUACACACACGACGCACCGAAACUGAGCGCUGGCUUGGCGCAGUACCCCUCUCGUCUCUUCUCACACCUCUCUCCCGCACAAGCUAUAAUCGGAGGAGGAUAGUUUGGAGCGCCGAGACACAUCGAGAUGGAGCAUGUUGCGAGGUUCUUCUUCGGGGUCUCCGGCAAUGUCAUUGCUCUGUUCCUCUUCCUGUCGCCGAUGGUCACCUUCUGGAGGAUUAUCAAGAUGAAGUCGACGCAGGAUUUCUCCGGCGUGCCGUACAACGUGGCGCUGCUCAACUGCCUCCUAUUGGCAUGGUACGGUCUGCCGUUCGUGUCCCCGAACAACAUCCUGCUGUCGACCAUCAACGUGACUGGGUCGGUGAUCGAGGCCAUCUACGUGGUGAUCUUCCUCAUCUUCGCGGAGCGCAGGUCCAGGCUCCGGCUGCUGGGCCUACUGGGCGGCGUCGUCGCCAUCUUCACCACGGUGGUGCUGGUCUCCCUGCUGGCGCUCCACGGCAACGGCCGCGACGUCUUCUGCGGCGUCGCCGGAACCGUCUCCUGCAUCUGCAUGUACGCCGCGCCUCUUUCCGUCAUGAGGCUGGUGAUCAAGACCAAGAGCGUGGAGUUCAUGCCGCUCCUGUUGUCCCUCUCCGUCUUCCUCUGCGGCACCUCCUGGUUCAUCUACGGCCUGCUCGGCCUCGACCCGUUCAUCUACAUCCCCAACGGGUGCGGCUGCUUCCUGGGCAUGGUGCAGCUCAUCCUCUACGCCAUGUACCGGAAAAACAAGGGCCCCGCUACCGCGCUGGCGGGCAAGGGUGAUCCCGCCGCAGUAGUCGAAGUGGAAGGCGCCAAGAAGGCCGCUGCCCCGGUGGAGGUGGCCGAGGACAAGAUCAAGGUCGACAACAUCGUCGCUGUCGACAAGUCGGCCGUCAAGGGAGAGCCUUCCGCCGCAGGAGAGGAGGUGGAGGACGCCAAGAAGGCCGCCGCCGAGGUCAAGAUCAAGGUCGACGACAUCGUCGCUGUCGACAAGUCGGCCGUCAAGGGAAAGUCUUCCGCCGCAGGAGAGCAGGUGGGAGGACACCAAUAAGGCCGCCGCCGCGGUGGAGAUGGCCGAUGUCAAGAUCAAGGUCGUCGUAGACGAGUCGGCCGUCAAGGGAGAAGACGCCAAGAAGGUCGCCACCGCGGUGGAGAUGGCCGAGGCUAAGAUCAAGGUCGCCGGCACCGUGGCCGUGGACGAGCCGGCCGUCGCGGCCCAGGUGUAGGCGUCGCGGAAGCAAUGGAUGAUGGAGUAACCCUGCCGCACCUCUAGCUGUUAGUUUCUCCAGUUUGAUCCAGGUUUCAAUUAUCUGAAUAAUUGGCCGAGGAGUGUGUACCUGUCCACACCUCGGUUUAGCGGUAGAUUAGAGCAUCUCCAGCUGCGUCCCCCAAAGCGUCCCCUAAAGGGAUUUGUGGCGCGUCGGACAGAAAAACCGUUCCAGCCGUGUUCCCCAAGCCCA
Messenger RNA from Lolium perenne, 1514 nucleotides. RefSeq names its product bidirectional sugar transporter SWEET1a. Gene Ontology annotation, molecular function: sugar transmembrane transporter activity. Gene Ontology annotation, cellular component: membrane. Lineage: Eukaryota; Viridiplantae; Streptophyta; Magnoliopsida; Poales; Poaceae. The record is from RefSeq and is a predicted model, not a curated record. Gene Ontology annotation, biological process: carbohydrate transport.